AUGGCAAGCUUUGUGACGCCAACUCUGUUUCCUUGGCUCAUAGCAGCGUUUCUUGUUGGCUACGCCGUGAGGACAUAUUACAGCUAUCAGAGACUGAGCCACUUUAAAGGGCCUCCUGUGGCUGCCGUGUCCAGUUUCUGGCUUGCAUGGCAGGCCGUCAACGCUCGAAUGCCUGUUGCCCAAAAGGAGGCCCUAAGAAGAUAUGGAUCGCCAGCAAGGAUAGGUCCCAGCUUGCUGGUGACUGAUGACCCUGAGUUAUUGAGGCACAUGAGUGCGCCCAGAUCAAAAUGGACUCGCGCAGCCUGGUACGACGGGAUGAAGCUGGACCCCAGAGUCAACAACAUUUUCUCCGAGCGGGACGAGCGACGGCAUGCCGAGAUGAGGUCAAAGAUGACAGGCGCAUACUCAGGCAAGGAGGUCGAGACACUUGAGUCUGAUAUCGACGAGAACCUGCAAAGACUGCUGACGUUGAUCAAGCAAGAGUACAACGGCAGGCCACUUGACAUGGCUCUUUUGGCAUCCUAUUUCACUUUAGACGUGCUGAGCCAGAUUGCGUUUGGCGAUGCUUUCGGCUUUGUCCAGGCUAACGAGGAUCUCUACGACUUCAAUAAGCUGGCCAACGAGAAGUUCAGCAUCAUUGAGUUGAUUGUCAACCACGACUUUCCCCGAAGGUUAAUCCAGAGCCAACUGAUGCAGAAGCUUAUGGCACCCAAGGGCACAGAUAAAUUCGGCCAGGGCCGUAUAAUCGGGAUCGCGCAAAAGGCCGUUGCCGAACGAUAUCGCCCCGACGCCAAGAUCAAACGAGACAUGCUUGGCCAUUUCAUUGCCAAAGGACUCAGUCGGACGCAAAGCGAGGCGGAGUCUCAACUUCAGAUCAUUGCUGGAUCUGACUCAACUGCCGGAGCGCUGCGGAUAACAAUGAUGAUGUUGGUCGGCAAUCCUGUGGCGUACGGUAGGCUCGUUGCAGAUGUGGACCAGGCAAUCGCGGACGGCAAGAUCUCGUACCCGAUUGUCCGGUACAGCGAGGCUCUGGAAAUCGAAUUUCUGACCGCCUGCAUUUGGGAAGGUAUCAGGCUGUAUCCACCCCUGUUUGGGCUACAAACCAAACUCGCACCCCCGGAAGGAGAGACUGUGAACGGAGUUUACUACCCUCCCGGAACCCAAGUCGCAUUCUGCUGCGAAGGCGUCGGACGGCGCAUGGAUAUCUUCGGAGAAGAUGCGGACCUAUACCGGCCUGACCGAUGGCUACAUCCUGAUGCUAAGGUUCGAGCGGAGUAUCUGAGGACGACGGACUUGAUGUUCGGUAGUGGAAGGUUUGGGUGCUUAGGGAAGAACAUUGCGAUGAUGGAGCUACACAAAGCAUUUGUUGAGCUGCUGCGAAACUUCGACUGGGCUCUUGCCGACCCGAUCAAGGGUGCCAUCUCCAUCGCCCAUGGCAUCUGGGUCCAGGAAAAGAUGAUGCUUGUAGCGUGGCCAAGACGGAUCUGA
Molecule: messenger RNA, 1488 nt
Organism: Cladophialophora carrionii CBS 160.54
Lineage: Eukaryota; Fungi; Ascomycota; Eurotiomycetes; Chaetothyriales; Herpotrichiellaceae
Exons: 4
Coding region: 1-1488 (495 amino acids)
Molecular function (GO): monooxygenase activity; heme binding; iron ion binding
Source: RefSeq, a predicted model, not a curated record